AUGGCUAGUCAUAGUAGUACAGAAAACUGUGAGGCCAUGCUGGGACCCCCUGCCAGUGGAGAGGCAGCUAUUGAGGUCCUGUCCAAUUCUUCACCUGUUCCCAAUGUGGAUUCAGGGAAGGCUUUGGUUCAGCUCAGUGAAGAGGCAGUGAGCGAGGCUACUACUCGCAGGCUCCAGGUUCCAGGCUCCCAAGAUCAAGUGGCAGUCAACAUGCAAGGCACCGAUAUCCUUUGCGGGCUCUCCUUCCCCAGAAAGCUUUGGAUGAUAGUGGAGGAUCCUGCAUUUGAGUCUGUGUGCUGGAACGAAGAUGGAGACACUGUGAUCAUCGAGAAUGACCUCUUCCAGAGGGAAGUCCUUCUUCGGGAAGACGGAGACAGGAUUUUUGAAACAGACAGCAUAAAGACCUUCAUCCGUCAGCUUAACCUCUAUGGAUUCAGUAAAAUACGCUCCAAGAACUCUGCUCUCUCUCCAGGGAACAAGCAAAUGAUGAUAUAUCGCAACGUCAAUUUUCAGAGAGACAAGCCUGCCCUUCUCGCAAACAUUCAAAGAAAAGGAGACCAGAGACGCUUCGGUCGGCAGUCCACCUGCGGAACGAGCCAGAAGAAAAGGAAGCUGGUAGCUACCAGACGAUCCCCACGGACGCAGCCCAACAAGGAAGAUGAGGAAGCUGAGAGGAGGGCCCAGAGGGAAGCUGCCAGUGCUCACCGCCCCAUCAGCGGCCAGUCACUCAUGUUCUCUGGCAUCUGGUCUAUGAGUAACAUCACUGUGAGACCCCUGAGAAUCUAUGCCCCUGAGGAGCCGGGUGGCCCAAGUGGGGAGGGCACCUCUUCCAAUGUCAUGUUUGCACCUCCGGGUACAGCUGGAAUGCAAGGUGCCGGGGAAGCAAUCAGCAGCCCCGUAGCCUAUCCCGAUUAUGAUUCCAUGAUAUCUUUGUACACCACCUGCUACUCCAUCCUGUUAGCUGCCCUCUUCACCAUGACUUCCAAUCAGCCCCUGGAGCAGGAGGGUUCCUCCAAUUCCAGGUGUGUCAUCUGUGAACGGGUCAGGGAAAAUCCACCUCCAUAA
Molecule: messenger RNA, 1065 nt
Organism: Lepus europaeus (European hare)
Lineage: Eukaryota; Metazoa; Chordata; Mammalia; Lagomorpha; Leporidae
Product: heat shock transcription factor, X-linked member 3-like
Exons: 2
Coding region: 1-1065 (354 amino acids)
Biological process (GO): regulation of DNA-templated transcription
Molecular function (GO): DNA-binding transcription factor activity; sequence-specific DNA binding
Source: RefSeq, a predicted model, not a curated record